Molecule: messenger RNA, 3657 nt
Organism: Cokeromyces recurvatus
Lineage: Eukaryota; Fungi; Mucoromycota; Mucoromycetes; Mucorales; Mucoraceae
Product: mono-functional DNA-alkylating methyl methanesulfonate N-term-domain-containing protein
Exons: 10
Coding region: 102-3503 (1133 amino acids)
Cellular component (GO): nucleus
Molecular function (GO): nucleic acid binding; protein binding
Source: RefSeq, a predicted model, not a curated record
AAAAAUAAAAUAAAAAAUAAAAUAAAAAAUAAAAUAAAAUAAAAUAAAUAACGAAAUUUGAAUUCUAUAUCAUUCCUUCCUUUUUUUUUUCUGAACAUAUAAUGAGCUAUUAUAAAUAUGUCGUCACAGCACAGAAACCUACAGCAGUACAGUUUGCUGUAAAAGGCUCAUUUACUUCAUCGUACGAAACCAAUCUCAUUUUGGGUAAAGGAACACGUAUUGAAGUUUAUACGAUCACUCCUGAUGGUUUAAAAUCAACUAUUGAUUUUAGCAUUCAUGGAACUAUCAUUGCUCUGAAUUUAUAUAUACCUCAAUCUCGAAAUAAGGCAUCACUCUUCUUAAUCACUUCUCGACAUAAAUACUGUGUUUUAUCUUAUGAUAGUUCACAACAACAAAUCAUUACAGAAUCAAGCGGUGAAAUAGGUUUUCCUGGUCAGCCUGGUCAUGAGACUUUAGAUGCACAUCUAACGAUCGAUCCAUCUUGUCGAUAUUUUGCAACAACUCUAUAUGAAUCUACAGUAACCAUCAUCAUACCAGAAUUUACAAAACCUAAAGAGUUUACAGUCCCACACGUAUUACGAAAAAUAUCAUUGCGUUCUAAAGAAGGUAGAAGACGCCAAGAUAUCACAUUACAACAUCCAAGUGAUUAUAUAAACUUUAGUUUAUCAGAUAAACAAAUAGUUUCUUUAGCUUUUUUACAAGAUACAUCAACAGAAUCUACAUUACUUAUUUUAUAUGAUGAUGCACUUGGACGCCGUUACUUGCAAGCUUUUACGAUCGAUCUUAAAAAUAGAAAAUUAGUACCUGGCGACAUUGUCUUGGAUCAUUUUGAAUCAGAUGCAAAUUUAUUAAUAGCUAUGCCUCCUACUAUCGGUGGUGUUGUUUUAAUUGCUGGUAGAUUUAUUCGAUACCUUAAACCAAAUCAACCUCCUAUUGCUAUUGGCAUUAGACCAUCUAUAAUUAAUAGCUUUUCAAUUAUGAAUGAUGAAGGAUCUCGUAUUUUAUUAGGCGAUGUGGAAGGAACACUACAUCUUUUAACUUUAACAAUUACAAAUAAUCAUGUAGAUGCACUAUGUGUUAUUGGCUUAGGAAAUAUCUCUAUACCCUCUUGUUUAGUUUAUUUAGAUAAUGAUGUUAUAUUUGUUGGGUCGAUUGUAGGAGAUUCACAACUGAUUCAUGUGCAGCGAACAACAAAUGCAGAAAAUGGUGAAAUAUUGAAAGUUAUUGAUGAGUUUGCCAAUUUAGCUCCCAUUACAGAUUUCUGUGUAGCUGAUCUCGACAAGCAAGGACAAACACAAUUGAUUGCAUGUUCAGGUGUAGCUCAAGAUAGUUCAUUAAGAAUCAUUCGUAAUGGUGUUGGAUUAAAUGAAUUAGCAGCUAUUGAGAUCAGUGGGGUUAAAGGCGUUUGGGCUUUACGUUCUUCAUUUUAUAAUGAACAUGAUGAUGUAUUAUUGAUUUCUUUUGUGAACCAAACUCGACUAUUAGCAUUACGUGAUAAUACUAUGAUGCAAUUAGAUACAUAUUCGUGCAUAGAAUUUGAUUGUAGAACAUUAAUAGCAGCUAAUGUAAAAGAGGACAUGAUUAUUCAAGUGACAGAUAAAAGUGUAAGGUUAAUGGAUGCAAAUUGUUCUAGUCUUGAUUUAUUAGAUGAAUGGAAGCCUGACGAUCAUAGUCAAAUUACAGUUGCAUCUGUUAAUCCUUCACAAUGUGUUCUUUCUAUUGGAUAUGGUAGACUUGUUGCGCUUUAUAUUAAAGAUAGAAAACUACAUUUGAUGGGUACAACACAACUUCCUAAUGAGAUUUCAUGUAUUGAUAUAAGUCCUAUUCAAUCGGGUCAUGUUAUGGAAUCCAGCGUUGCGGCAAUUGGUGUAUGGCAAAAUGUAGGCGUAUGCCUGCUUUCUUUACCCAGUCUUAAACUAAUAGCAGAAGAACGUUUAGCAGGAACAGUCAUGCCACGCUCAAUAUUGAUGGCACAGUUUGAAAAUAUAUGUUAUCUACUUGUUGCUCUUGGUGAUGGACAAUUCUAUAAUUUCAAGUUAGAUACAGAGCAAGGCAUAUUAUUUGAUAAAAAACGUACCUUUCUUGGAAAAUUACCUAUUAGUUUAAGUACAUUUACUUCAAAUGGUACAACACAUGUCUUUGCAGCUUCGGACAAACCAAGUGUGAUUCAUAGUCGAAACAAUAAACUUGUAUAUUCAAAUGUAAAUUUAAAGGAAGUGAGAUGCGCCACAUCCUUUAACAGUCUUAGUUUCCCUGAUGCAGUUGCGUUGACGACUCAAGAUAGUCUUGUUAUAGGACAAAUGGAGGAAAUUCAAAAAUUACACAUCACAAAGAUACCUACUCGAGAUACACCGAGACGUAUUACAUAUCAAGAAAAAUCAAGGACAUUUGGUAUUAUAACCGAGCGCAUUACUUCAGAACCCUAUACAUCCACUACGACAACCGGAGGUUUUGAAAUCUUAGAUGACCAGUCAUUUGAUGUUCUUGAUCGUCUUUACUUUAAAUAUUUUGAAAGACCAUUAGCAGUUACAUCCAUGACAUUUGAAAAUGAUAAUACAGAAUAUUAUAUUUUAGCAACAGGGAAAGAGACAGAUGAAUAUGAAAGUAAAAGUACAGGCCGAAUUAUUAUACUUCAAGUGACUUCUGAGCGUAAGCUAAGAGUUGUUAGUCAAAUAAAGACAAAUGGUAUGACAGAUUGUAUAAAACCUUUUCAGGGAAAACUGUUAGCAAGUGUGAGAGGCAUGAUUUGUGUUUAUAAAUGGGAAAAUAGACCUGGUAUUCAGUCACUUGCUUUAGUUUGUUCACAAAGAGUGCCGUCCAUAACAGAAUGUAUGACGACUUAUGGAGAUAAUAUCAUUACGGGAGAUAUGAUGUACUCUAUUGUCCAUUUACGUUAUAAUUCCAAGACAGAAACUUUAGUUGAAGUAGCAGCUCACGAAAAAUUAAAAGAGAUAUUAGCUAUCGAGGCUACUAAUGAAAACUUUUAUGUGGCUGCUGAAAGAGAGGGACAUUUAUUUGUUGUUGAGAAAUGCAAUGAAGAUACAUUGAAUGAUGAACCUCUUUUAGAAACUGUUAGUAUCUGGCAUCUUGGUGAUUCUGUUCGCAAGUUUAGAUUUGGAUCAUUGGGUAUGAAUAAUGCAGAUCCUGAUCGUAAACCAGAAGUAUCUAGCUUAAUAUUUGCCACAGCAAGUGGCGCUAUAGGCUUAAUUACAGAUUUAUCCAUUGAUAGAUUUAAACUUUUAGAUCAAAUGCAAUAUAAUAUGUCUAAAGUGGUGAAAAGUAUUGGUAAUCUUAGUCAUAUUGACUGGCGAAGUGUUUCUAUCAUGGAUAGAAAAGAUCAAGCGAUUAACUUUAUUGAUGGGGACUUGAUUGAAAGCUUUUUAGAUUUAACACCUCAGCAAAUGCAAGCCGUAGUGGAUGGACUUUAUGGAGGUCGUAAACUUGAUAAAUCGGUAGAAGACCUUUGUAAAGUGGUAGAAGAAUUAAUGAGUGCUCAUCCUUAACUAUUUAAUUGUAAAUAAUAAUAAACUUGGCAUACAGAAAAAAAAAAAAUUAAAGUGGGAUAUGUAUAAUUAUUUUUAUUUAUUUAUGUGGGGCGUUUUUUUUUCUCUUCUUUUCUUUUCUUUUCUUUUCUUUUUUUUAUCGGCUGGGCAUCAU